This is a messenger RNA of Lytechinus variegatus (green sea urchin), 4724 nucleotides long. RefSeq lists its product as uncharacterized. NCBI's taxonomy places the organism in Eukaryota, Metazoa, Echinodermata, Echinoidea, Temnopleuroida, Toxopneustidae. The record is from RefSeq and is a predicted model, not a curated record. The transcript is spliced from 7 exons. Bases 76 to 2871 code for a protein of 931 amino acids.
UCGAAAGCUUUGGAAGAGAAAAGGAAGACAUCUGUAAAGAAGAAGCCAUACAGAUAUUGCAUCUUCUGUCACAAGAUGAAGUCCUGUCUACGGAAGCAUAUGGAAAUUCGGCACAAAGAGAAUGAAAGAGUGCGUGAUGCUCUGAUGAAAUCGAAGAAGUUGAGGGAUGAAUUAUUCGACAAAUUUCGAAAAGAAGGCAUUCUGCUCUUCAACAAAGAAGAGUCGAGGAAAGAUAAUCCCAAAUAUCUAAGGGAGCGGGCUUGUCAGCCAGAGAAUGAAAAAGAUCAGAUCGUGAUGUGCUCGGUUUGUCAUGGCUUCUACCGAAAAAUAUACCUCAGAAAGCACAUGGCAAAAUGCAAGACGCACGAGCCCAUCAGAGGUGCCCCAAUUCCCAUGUCUUUGCUGUCGAUGAACACCUCCGACCAAUCUGUUUUCGCUCAAGAAGUUCUGGCAAAGUUCAGAAAAAGUGAAGUAUCUACCAUAUGCAAGAAUGACAAAGUCCUAUUGACAAUCGGAAGACGACUGUGGGAAAAGAAAAGAAAAAAAAUCAACAAGGACGACAAUAGAAAAAGUGUUAUGACAGACAUGAGAAGGCUGGGGAGAUUGUAUUUAGCGUUCAGGAAGACAGAGGAUACACUUGGUGAACUGCCUAUCAAGAGAGGAGAUAUUUCAGAUGUAUUCCAAAGAGAGAACUGGGUUCAUUUAGAGCAGGCCGUUGAAUCAUGCACAAUCAAAGAAGAUGGGAAAACAAUCAAGGUAGCUUUGAAGUUAGGAUUGUUAUACCUGAUCAGGAAUGCCUGCAAAAUCCUUAAGGGGACCUAUCUGAUCCAAGAUGAGGACAGCCGUGCAGAAGACAUAGACAAAUUCUUGUCCGUGCUGGACCUUAACCAAAGCUACCUCUUUGGCGACGCGACAUACCACGUGAAUAAAAAAAGAGGGUCGAAAUUGAGGAGGCCUCCAGAAUUGCAAAAAGAGCAUGUCUCCCAGAACUUCCUGCAUGCAGGAGAAACCAACAAAAAUGUGUACCAGGCACCCCUAACGGUGAGAGAACUCGAUGUUGUUGGACAUCGCUUGGAAUCUAUUCAUGAAGAAUCUGCUGAUCAGAUAAAUGUCCAAAGUCUUCAUGUGGAUCUGAUGCAGGCUCUCUCAAAAGAUAAUCCUAACCCAAUAAAAGUUCUCAAAAUUUUGGACGAUGUAGACAAGAUCAAUAGUCUCAAUCCCAGCCUUCUUCAAGCCCAUCCAGACUUUGUAAAGACCAUCAAACAGGUAUGCAAGUACAAGUUUAGCGAUACAGUGCGUGAGAGAGCACUUUCGCUCUUCAACAAGCUCAAGUUGAUUUCUCAACAAGGCACAACAGAUAUUGCAGACCAAGUUCCCAACGAAGAUAAUGAAUGCGAUGAUGAUGACGACAGUGACGAGGACUACGCACCAUCAUCGAGCAAAGCAGAUCUAUUUGACGGAGACACUCGCAUCAUGCGAAGUCACACCAGGAGAUGUCUUCAAGACAAUGCAGAACCUAAGCAAGGCUAUAAACAACUGAAAAAAAGUGCUACAGUGGAGGCAGUUGAACAAAUUCCAUUAUCGAAAGCUUUGGAAGAGAAAAGGAAGACAUCUGUAAAGAAGAAGCCAUACAGAUAUUGCAUCUUCUGUCACAAGAUGAAGUCCUGUCUACGGAAGCAUAUGGAAAUUCGGCACAAAGAGAAUGAAAGAGUGCGUGAUGCUCUGAUGAAAUCGAAGAAGUUGAGGGAUGAAUUAUUCGACAAAUUUCGAAAAGAAGGCAUUCUGCUCUUCAACAAAGAAGAGUCGAAGAAAGAUAAUCCCAAAUAUCUAAGGGAGCGGGCUUGUCAGCCAGAGAAUGAAAAAGAUCAGAUCGUGAUGUGCUCGGUUUGUCAUGGCUUCUACCGAAAAACAUACCUCAGAAAGCACAUGGCAAGAUGCAAGACGCACGAGCCCAUCAGAGGUGCCCCUAUUCCCAUGUCUUUGCUGUCGAUGAACACCUCCGACCAAUCUGUUUUCGCUCAAGAAGUUCUGGCAAAGUUCAGAAAAAGUGAAGUAUCUACCAUAUGCAAGAAUGACAAAGUCCUAUUGACAAUCGGGAGACGACUGUGGGAAAAGAAAAGAAAAAAAAUCAACAAGGACGACAAUAGAAAAAGUGUUAUGACAGACAUGAGAAGGCUGGGAAGAUUGUAUUUAGAGUUCAGGAAGACAGAGGAUACACUUGGUGAACUGCCUAUCAAGAGGGGAGAUAUUUCGGAUGUAUUCCAAAGAGAGAACUGGGUUCAUUUAGAGCAGGCUGUUGAAUCAUGCACAAUCAAAGAAGAUGGGAAAACGAUCAAGGUAGCUUUGAAGUUAGGAUUGUUAUACCUGAUCAGGAAUGCCUGCAAAAUCCUUAAGGGGACCUAUCUGAUCCAAGAUGAGGACAGCCGUGCAGAAGACAUAGACAAAUUCCUGGCCGUGCUGGACCUUAACCAAAGCUACCUCUUUGGCGACGCGACAUACCACGUGAAUAAAAAAAGAAAGUCGAAAUUGAGGAGGCCUUCAGAAUCACGAAAAGAGCAUGUCUCCCAGCACUUCCAGCAUGCAGGAGAAACCAACAAAAAUGUGUACCAGGCACCCCUAACGAUGAGAGAACUCGAUGUUGUUGGACAUCGCUUGGAAUCUAUUCAUGAAGAUGGUGGAGCUUCUAUCGUGCCUGUGUCUGAAAUCACCCACCACGAUGAAAUCCUUCCCCCCAGAGGCAGGGCAGAAGUGCAGGCUUUCCUUAACACACAGGUAAACUUUCCUCAUGAUCUGAAGACAGUUCAGACAAAGCUGAAGAACGAGGCAAGAAAAAUAAAAAAGAGGACAGUUAAAAAGAGGAAAACACUCUAGAGUCUUUCCUAGGGUGCAUAUGAGCAAUUCCACUUUGGUAUUUCACCUAGAUUUGAAUUAUCUUUUUGACCAACUUAAAUGCAGAAGCUUUCACGAGCAUUAUUAAACCCAUCACCGGUGGUUUACUGUACGAAACAUCCAAAUUGUGUUUAGGUAGAAAGAUUUCUUGAGUAAAUUGGGUGUUAUGCAGUGAGGGAAGCCUGUUUUUGUUUGUUAGAUGUCUUUACGUGCAUUUCCCAAUCCCAGAAGCUUGCAUUAAAAAAAAUUUCCAGUAAAUACAAGUGGUGGAGGGGUUGAUAAAAAUGAUUAUGCAUUAUAAUUAUUUUCUCUACAUCUUCCUGGUAUAUUUCUCAUUACAUGUGGCCAAGAUGAAUAUUGAUGACAGUGACCAAAUGUUCAUUUUAGUAAGGUUUUAGGGCAUUUUAUGGAGGGUGAAAACCUGGAAUAACCUGGAGUUUGUGAAUUUUAAUUAUUUAAUCGUAUUUUUCCAUUCAUGUUCCAAUGGAGAAACUACUACGGUGCUAGGUGUAGGCCUAUGUGAUUUAAGUUGGUUUUUACGCAAUGUGGUCAGUAUGUGAAAUAAUGAUGUUUGACUGUUGUAUAAACCAUCAUUAAACCAACAAGCUAUCCCUGAUGCAGGAGUGCUUUUGUGGAAACCUAAGAGAUCAAUGUUUUGAGGCGUUCACCACUCCAUUGCAUUCCAUUUCGAGCCAUAUAUUUGAAAAAGAUUUUACAAACUUUACAUCUAUAUAAUUCUUUGACUUUGUUGACAUUCUUCUAUUGAUAUGCAGGAUUUUAAGUAGUCAAAGUUAAUGUUGGGAAGGUUUUUUUCUCAUUUCUCAAUCUUCAAUAAGUAGGCUACAAUAGUGAAGGAGGGUUCGGUUAAAUGCACUACAACAUGUAUAUAAUGUAAAUAAUUGCAUUUUAGCCCAGAGGGAGUCUGGGAAUUUAGUUUUGCAGUUCUUCGGCCACAAUGGUGUUCCCGUUAAAUGUUGGGCGUGCCGUCGUUAUUCGCAGUCUAAAAGAAGUGUUAACAUUAUUAAUAUGUAAUGGAUAGCAUAUUUUUAACACUUCAAACUCAUGUAAAUAUGGGUCGUUGGGAAAAUUAGAGCCUCGGCCAAAAAUUACUUGCUGAGCAUAAAUUAAAUUGAGUAUCAGAAGGUUACUCAUGACACUUAGGAAUAUAUUUAUAUAUAUAUAAAACAUCUAAUUAACUAUUGGUCUGAAAGAACUUUAAUGUACUCUGGAAAACAACUCUAUUCAAUUCUUUUCAAAUUUGCAAAUAAUGAAAAAAACGUCAUUUUUAUUCAAUUACAUAGGAUUUAUUAAACCUGACAAAAUUAUUGGAGAACAAAUGUGUCAAGUAUAUUAUAAAGACAGUGUUAAGAUCUCGUGUUAACAUGACUGAAAUCUUCAUUCAAGAUAUCGAAGAUUAGAAUAUUUUUAACUGAUUCUUAUUUAGAAAGCUUAACUUUUCAUAUGCUCAAAUUAUUCUUGACUUAUCCCUUUAACCAAUUCAGGACAGGUAUUAUUCAAGUUUAAAGUGAUCACAUUUUGUUCUUCACAUUGUAUUUCUAUAUAAAAUAUAGAAAUAUUCUUGUAUCUUUAGAAUUACAAUAAAAUCUGUAUUCCGAAAAUUGUCUUAACUUUUCUUGUAACUUUCACUGAGCACGUAUGAUGUCAGAGAUAUACCGGAAAUGAUGUGCAAAUGCUUUACAAAAGAAGACAUUCCAAUGACAUUAUAACGACGGAUUGGUAGACUUUUCAGCAAUUAAAAAUUGGUGUUCGAGAGGAUGAAUCUUUUCAGAGAAAAUAUAUCUUUGAGAAGAGCCACAUGUAUUUUUAGCACAGAA